Messenger RNA from Vicia villosa (hairy vetch), 891 nucleotides. RefSeq lists its product as uncharacterized. The record is from RefSeq and is a predicted model, not a curated record. NCBI's taxonomy places the organism in Eukaryota, Viridiplantae, Streptophyta, Magnoliopsida, Fabales, Fabaceae. The transcript has 4 exons. Bases 1 to 891 code for a protein of 296 amino acids.
AUGGCUGCUAUUGGUCCAUGUGCAAAUAGUCCAAGACUCAACCCACAGUUCGUUAAAACUGCCGCCAACGGGCGAACUUCAGAAUUGAAGACCGGUAUCAAACAGUUGGUCUGUGCAAGUCCUUUCGCCGGAUUGGAUCACGAAGAUCCGUAUACGCAUCUUACUCGGUUCUAUGAAUUAGCAGAGAAUCCAAAAGAGCAUUGUAAAGCGGUGGUGACAAGGCCUGGGCAAAAAGGAAGUAAUAAUGAAGUUGAAAAGAAUAAUGUUGAAGAUGAUACGGAAGAGAAAACUGAAAAACAUGAUGGAGAAGAUGAAGAAUAUGAAAUUAUUGAUACUAAUGCUGAAGAAGAGCAUGUGAAUAAAGAAGUUAAAAAGAAAGAAAAGCUGAAAAGAAAGAGCAGUAAAGAAAAGAUGGCAAGCAACGUGAUACCAAGUCAACAUUUGCCAUAUCCCCACGCCCCAUCAAAGAAGGACAAUGCCCGACAAUAUACCAGUGCUAUAAUCCAAAGAACUACUCCACGAAAGGAAUCCGAUCCAGGGCAAGUAACUUUACCGUUAAAUAUUGGAAGAAAUUUGAAUGGUGAUGGGUUAAUCGAUCUGGGGUCGAGCAUCAACUUAAUCCUGUUAGCCAUUGUCAAAAAGCUAGGAAAUGUGGUAAUGAAGCCCACUAGUAUGACACUACAAUUAGCCGACAAGUCCAUCACUACACCUUAUGGAGUGGUUCAGGAUCUGCUAGUUAAAAUAGACAAAUUCUUUUUUCCGGUGGACUUUGUGGUAGUCGACAUGGAAGAAGAUCAUGAGAUGCAACAAGCCAAGAGAGGUCGUACCAAGUCCACAAGUACCGGCCCUCGUGGUGCCCCUAUUGCCCGACGCUUCUUAGGACCUGCCUAG